GCUUAUGUGCGUAUUCUCCAAACCCUUAGAGCUCCUCGUGUGACCGCUUUAAGUGGCCAACGGCUUAAAUCAUCUUUUCUGCAGAUUUUGAAAAACCUCGCAUAAACCCCGGCCCGAACAAAUACACAGCGUAGAAUAAAUCCAACCGAGAUCCAGUUGUAGCAGCAUAACACAAAUUAUACCAUGGGUUGGAAGGCUGCUGAAAAGCUCAUUAAAAACUGGAAGAUUCUCAGAGGAGACUAUGUCAUGAUAAUGGCGGGGAAGGAUAAGGGUCAGAACGGCACAAUUAAGAGAGUAAUCAGAUCCCAAAACCGAGUUAUUGUCGAGGGCAAGAAUUUGGUUAAGAAACAUGUUAAACGAGGAGAGGGACGUGAAGGUGGAAUUUUCACAGUAGAGGCACCACUUCAUGUUUCAAAUGUCCAAGUACUUGAUCCCGUUACUGGUAAUCCAUGUAAGAUUGGGAUCAGGUUUUUAGAGGAUGGUACUAAAGUAAGGGUAUCUCGGGGAAUGGGAGCUUCUGGGUCAAUCAUUCCUCGUCCUGAGAUCUUGAAAAUGAGGAGCACACCAAGGAUAGAUUUGGUGGGUCCAAAAGAUACAACUGCAAAGGAUGUUCUCGAAAGGACAUAUGAUGCAGAGGGUGGAAGAGGUCUUCCAGAGCUCUAAAUAGUAACUUAGCCUCUGCACAUUUUGACAUAGAUCCAAUGGGUUGUAUGCGUUGAUAAUUAUCAAAUGUCCUUAUGAUUGUUUGCUUUGGAAUAAUCGUUGGAAGCUACACAUGUGAAAGCUUUCCUUGUAUAUUUUUUGAUUUGGCUCAUUAUUCCUUAACAUUUCUAUAUGCUUCACAAUCUGAAUCAACAAUACAAUAACAUCAAGUUAAAGAAAGUACUCCUUUAAAGGAAAUGGAAUGUGAAUGCAUUCUUCUUUCUUUUUUACUUUGUAAGCACUGUUGAAAUCUAAUAUUUGCAAGUUAAUCCCAGUGUUACUAAUUUAAGAAA
This is a messenger RNA of Cryptomeria japonica (Japanese cedar), 995 nucleotides long. RefSeq lists its product as uncharacterized. The transcript is spliced from 5 exons. Bases 184 to 663 code for a protein of 159 amino acids. Lineage: Eukaryota; Viridiplantae; Streptophyta; Pinopsida; Cupressales; Cupressaceae. Gene Ontology annotation, cellular component: mitochondrion; ribosome. The record is from RefSeq and is a predicted model, not a curated record. Gene Ontology annotation, molecular function: structural constituent of ribosome; RNA binding. Gene Ontology annotation, biological process: translation.